AUGUCUUCGUCAGAGAGCUCAACACCAGACCACACACCGCAGCCUCGCAUGGUUGUGCAAAAUCUUUACAUCCCCGAUGCGGCUGCCGACGAGAUCGACUUGGCCAACCACCCAUGGCUGAUGGCCACCACCAUCAUUGAUGAUGACGACCUAAUGUUUGGGGGAAAGCCGUUGUGCGCUUGGUACGAGGAGGACCGGAGGAUGCUGAGCUCCGCCAUGGACGACGAGGAGACAAGGGGGCGGUCGCGCGAGCGAUCCCGGGGCGACAGCCACCACCACCACCAACAACAACAAUCGCACCAGCAGCCGCAACAUCAAUACCAACUUCAACACCAACAUGGUCGCCAUCAUAGCAAGAAGUCGGCCGAGCCAAAACAGUGA
Molecule: messenger RNA, 381 nt
Organism: Chaetomium fimeti
Lineage: Eukaryota; Fungi; Ascomycota; Sordariomycetes; Sordariales; Chaetomiaceae
Exons: 1
Coding region: 1-381 (126 amino acids)
Source: RefSeq, a predicted model, not a curated record